Messenger RNA from Eptesicus fuscus (big brown bat), 3059 nucleotides. RefSeq names its product NAD kinase (gene NADK). The record is from RefSeq and is a predicted model, not a curated record. Gene Ontology annotation, molecular function: NAD+ kinase activity. The coding region runs from base 236 to 1579 and encodes 447 amino acids. Gene Ontology annotation, biological process: NAD+ metabolic process; NADP+ biosynthetic process. The transcript has 12 exons. NCBI's taxonomy places the organism in Eukaryota, Metazoa, Chordata, Mammalia, Chiroptera, Vespertilionidae.
CGGGGCCGGGCACGCGUGCGCACUGGCUGCGCGGCGGCAUUGCUGCUGGGUGGGCCGGCGCCGCGGUCCCCGUAGCCAUGGGGUGGGAUGCGGCCGCGGCGCCGGGGACCGGGUAGCGACGACGAGCGGCCGCGGGGUGGCGGAGUCCGCGGACGGAGCCGGGCGAGGGGACGGCCCCGCAGGCGCCCGCGGCAGCGAACGGGGUCAGCGUUCUGACCGAAGCCCUCGUUCGUCGAUGAUGGAGAUGGAGCCGGAGAAAGUCAGCGCGCGGAGGGGGCUGAGCGCAGACACGUCCUCCUACCGCUGCGCCGCCUGCCACGGGGAUGAGGACGCUGUGCUGGGCCACCCCAUCCGGGGUCGCGCCAAGUCCCGCAGCCUGUCUGCCGCGCCCGCCCUGGCGAGCACCAAGGAGUUCAGGAGGACCCGCUCUCUGCACGGGCCGUGCCCCGUGACCACUUUUGGACCAAAGGCCUGUGUGCUGCAGAACCCCCAGACCAUCAUGCACAUCCAGGACCCUGCCCGGCAGCGGUUGACGUGGAACAAGUCCCCAAAGAGCGUCCUCGUCAUCAAGAAGGUCCGGGACGCCAGCCUGCUGCAGCCCUUCAAGGAGCUCUGCACGUACCUGAUGGAGGAGAACAACAUGAUCGUGUACGUGGAGAAGAAGGUUCUGGAAGACCCUGCCAUCGUGGGUGAUGACAGCUUCGGGCCCGUGAAGAAGAAGUUCUGCACCUUCCGAGAAGACUACGACGACAUUUCCAACCAGAUCGAUUUCAUCAUCUGCCUGGGCGGGGACGGGACCCUGCUCUACGCCUCCUCGCUCUUCCAGGGCAGCGUGCCCCCCGUCAUGGCGUUCCACCUGGGCUCGCUGGGCUUCCUGACCCCCUUCAACUUCGAGAACUUUCAGACCCAAGUGACUCAGGUGAUACAGGGGAACGCAGCUAUUAUUCUCCGGAGCCGGCUGAAGGUCAAGGUCGUGAAGGAGCUCAGAGGGAAGAAGAUGGCCCUCCCUAACGGGGUCACUGAGAAUGGGGUGCUGGCCUCGGACUGGGACACGGAGGCCGGGAAGCAGGUCAUGCAGUACCAGGUCUUAAACGAAGUGGUGAUUGACAGAGGCCCCUCCUCCUACCUGUCCAACGUGGACGUCUACCUGGACGGGCACCUCAUCACUACGGUGCAGGGUGACGGCGUGAUCGUCUCCACCCCGACGGGCAGCACGGCGUACGCAGUGGCGGCCGGGGCCUCCAUGAUCCACCCCAACGUGCCGGCCAUCAUGAUCACGCCCAUCUGUCCCCACUCACUGUCAUUCCGGCCCAUCGUGGUCCCUGCGGGAGUCGAGCUCAAGAUCAUGUUGUCACCGGAAGCAAGGAACACCGUGUGGGUGUCCUUUGACGGACGGAAGAGGCAGGAGAUCCGCCAUGGAGACAGCAUCAGCAUCACUACCUCGUGCUACCCGCUGCCCUCCAUCUGCGUGCGGGACCCUGUGAGCGACUGGUUCGAGAGCCUGGCCCAGUGUCUGCACUGGAACGUGCGCAAGCGGCAGGCCCACUUCACGGACGAGGAGGGCGAGGAGGAGGGCUAGCCUCGCCUCCGCGCGUGGUCCGCACGGUGGUCCCUCAGGCGUCAGGCGCCACGUCAUUCUGUCCGUGGCCAGAGCAGGAGCCCCAGAGUCUGCCUUUGUCAGCCAGAUCAGCCGUUUCUCACACCGCAAGUCUGACCUUUUUGCUUUUCUAUAGAAGCCAAGCGAGCGACAGCCAGGCCGUCCCACGAGCUGCACGGGCUCGUGUUCUGUCAGGGAACUUGGGGAUCCGCCUGUCACAGUGAGGGGUCAGAACACAGGGGCCCACCCUUUGGUGUGGAAAUAAAGGUCUCAGCCAGUCUUCCUUCAGCACAUGCUCCCCUAACCCUGCACCUCCCCGACCUCCCGGGGACCCGUGUGUGAGCACUUGGGAGGUGGGCACAGGCUGGGGGGGCGGUGGGUCCCGCCUCCUCCCCGGCUUUGGUGUGAUGGGGCCACAGUGAGCGUCACCCGGGAGCCUGGUGGGGGCCAGGGGAGGUCGACCCACACAUUCCUCACGAGUGAGUCGGCCCCACCCCGCGGGCAGUCUCAGACUCUGAUGCUGGUGCGCGGGUUCCGCUGUGCGCAAGGAGGACGCGGCGGGAGGGCUCGCCCUGCCCUAACAUGGAGCCUUAUCCCGUGUGUUCUCUGUGAUGUAUGUGGGACCUCUGUCAUGGCCACCAUGCAGGUGACUCUAGAAGAUUGGGACAAGCGUGUGAGAGUGGAGGGGAGUGCUGACGCUUCAUGCGGGUCCUGGGGUACAAGGACACCCCAUCACUCCAGCAUCGCCCUCCCUCGGCCUGCUGGCUGGGGCGUGUGCAAGCAUGUGCACGUUUGCCAGGCAGGACCCAGACCUGUGUGGAGUCCAUGGUUGGAGCUGAGGCUAGGUUUGCGUGUGGCCUUGGCCCCUCGCCCAGCAGAUGCCCUCAGUGGAGCCCGUGUGAGGAACGGGCUUCUCCGAGUGGGUUUCCAUCUGCUCCCCUCGGGAGAAGGGAGGGCUCAGCACCCCCUGGGCCUCACGCCGGGCGACGGUGGGCAGUGUCUCCCACUGCAGGGACGCACGCCCCAAUCUUGUGCUAAUGAGGUGUCCAGAGCCACACGCGUGGGCACCGUCUCUGCCCUCCGUGCCUGUGUGGACGUGUUGACUGAGUGCUGUGCCCGCUCUUGUCCCUGCUGAGGCCCCUCAGCAUCUGGACCUCAGUGGUGCUGGGCACUCGGCCUGGUGUUGGACACAGAGAUGGGCUCUCACUGCCACCUGCCCACCCACCUGGGGGCUGGUCUGCGGGCUGAGAGGGAGCCGAACCCGGACCCCGGGUCACUUGUGUAGACAGAACGCCAGCGCUACCCCCGCCCUGAAGCAGCAUGAUGUUGGGAUGGUCUAGAAAGCUAUGGGUUUUUGAAGUAAAUUCUAAAUGUUUCAUAUUGUUAAUAUCCUGAAAAUUUAUUAAAUGUUGUUGAAAGCCUUACUAUUUUCAGAUCCUUUCAAUAAACAGACUUCUUUGAA